ACAUUUCAAUUUUUCAUAGACAAAAAUCUUGGGCUUUCGUCAUUGUAGCUACUCACAACUCAGAGCUAACGCGAGCUCUCCCAAACUUGCAGAUAUGGACGGGCACGAUUCGGAGGAUUCGAAGCAGAGCACUGCUGAUAUGUCUGCUUUUGUGCAAAAUCUGCUUCAACAGAUGCAAACUAGGUUCCAGUCGAUGUCUGACAACAUUGUCACAAAGAUUGAUGAGAUGGGAAACCGCAUUAAUGAGUUGGAGCGUAGCAUUGGUGAUCUAAGAACAGAGAUGGGAAUUGAAGGCUCUCCAGUUCCCAGCUCCCAGUCCAAGCCAGUUGAAGAGGGAGGGAAGCAAGAUGAAGGUUCAGCAUAAAUCUAGCUAUAAUCCACUCUUUUGGAUAAACAUCAAACAUGGUGUAUGCUUCACAUGGAUUUAGUAGUUUUUGUUUGUGAUGUUAAUUUUCUUCGUAUGAGAUUGUGUAAAGCUGGAGUUUCUAUGACAUGGUCCUAACCCCAGCUGUUCUUAAUGUACCUAUGAGGAUGUGGUGAUCUAUCUUUCAAAUCAGUCAUUUGGAAGCGAAUUUUUACCAUAUGAUUGUUUCUGCAGCUAUUGGCUAUCAUUUAAUCCUUUGUUAUGAAA
Argentina anserina (silverweed cinquefoil) is the source of this 631-nucleotide messenger RNA. RefSeq names its product heat shock factor-binding protein-like. Lineage: Eukaryota; Viridiplantae; Streptophyta; Magnoliopsida; Rosales; Rosaceae. Gene Ontology annotation, molecular function: transcription corepressor activity. Bases 95 to 364 code for a protein of 89 amino acids. The record is from RefSeq and is a predicted model, not a curated record. Gene Ontology annotation, biological process: cellular heat acclimation. Gene Ontology annotation, cellular component: nucleus; cytosol. The transcript has 5 exons.